This is a messenger RNA of Antrostomus carolinensis (chuck-will's-widow), 874 nucleotides long. RefSeq names its product F-box protein 25 (gene FBXO25). Gene Ontology annotation, cellular component: SCF ubiquitin ligase complex; nucleus; cytoplasm. Gene Ontology annotation, molecular function: protein binding. Gene Ontology annotation, biological process: protein ubiquitination. NCBI's taxonomy places the organism in Eukaryota, Metazoa, Chordata, Aves, Caprimulgiformes, Caprimulgidae. The annotation marks the transcript as partial. The record is from RefSeq and is a predicted model, not a curated record. The transcript is spliced from 7 exons.
AUGUGUUUAUUUCAGCAUCUUAACUGGUGAUGAUGAAGAUGAAGAAAUAUACACUACUGAAGAUUGUGAGUUUGCUGCCAAGAAAAGGAAGAAAGAUCAUUUUAGGAUUAACACAGAUUCACAGUGUUUUUAUCGUGAAAAGUGGAUUUAUGUUCAUAAAGAGAGCACCAGGGAAAGACAUGGCUAUUGCACUUUGGGAGAAGCUUUUAACCGCUUAGACUUUUCAAGUGCAAUUCAGGAUAUCAGAAGAUUCAAUUACGUGGUCAAACUUCUGCAGUUAAUUGCAAAAUCCCAGUUAACUUCACUGAGUGGUGCAGCACAGAAGAACUACUUUAACAUUUUGGACAAAAUUGUGCGUAAAGUCAUGGAAGACCAAUAUAACCCACGAUUAAUCAAAGAUCUUCUCCAGGAUCUGAGUUCUACUCUCUGUAUACUGAUAAGGGGAGUAGGAAAAUCUGUGUUGGUAGGGAACAUCAAUAUUUGGAUUUGCCGAUUAGAAACUAUCCUUCUGUGGCAACAACAACUAAAAAACCUUCAGAUGAACAAGCAAGUCAACAAUGGUCUUACGCUGAGUGAUCUCCCUCUGCAUAUGCUGAACAACAUCUUAUACAGGUUUUCUGAUGGCUGGGACAUUAUUACGCUGGGUCAAGUGACCCCAACUUUGUAUAUGCUCAGUGAAGACAGACAGUUGUGGAAAAAACUCUGCCAGUACCAUUUUGCAGAAAAGCAGUUUUGUAGGCAUUUGAUUCUAUCAGAGAAAGGUCACAUUGACUGGAAGCUGAUGUACUUUGCACUUCAGAAAUACUACCCAAUAAAGGAACAGUACGGGGACACGUUGCAUUUCUGUCGGCACUGUAGUAUUCUGUUUUGGAAG